Python bivittatus (Burmese python) is the source of this 699-nucleotide messenger RNA. The record is from RefSeq and is a predicted model, not a curated record. NCBI's taxonomy places the organism in Eukaryota, Metazoa, Chordata, Lepidosauria, Squamata, Pythonidae.
GUCUGCCAGGUGGCACCAGGGAUCCCAGGAGUGUCGCUGAAUUUGAGUGGCUCUGGCGGCGUGUGUUUAGUUUAAUUACUCAGUCAGCUGGUGUGGGAAUCGGGAGGCAGCUCAGCUCUGGUGCUGAAUCUUUUGCCUGUCUCAACAGCGUGCAGCACAGAGUACACACACCCCAAUGUAUUCCAAACAACCUGGAGCACAUGGAGCUGGGGGUGGGGGAGAGAGGCUUGCAAAGGAAGCACGUUAGUCAUCAGGUUGUUGCUGCAUAAUUCAGGAACGUGCUUGCCUAGAACUGGAGAUUAGCCAGGUGAGAACUGACUCAAUAUGAGUGGCCUUGGGAACAACUCUACGGAUCCGGGAAACCCGGAUUCUCAGAAGAGGAAGGGGUCACCAUGCGACACUCUGGUCCAGAGCAAUGAGAAACGACGCAGGGAGCAAGAGAACAAAUACUUAGAAGAGCUGGCAGAGCUGCUUUCAGCCAAUAUUGGAGAGAUUGACAGCCUGAGUGUUAAACCAGACAAAUGCAAGAUUCUAAAAAAAACGGUUGAUCAGAUUCAGCAGAUGAAAAGACUCGAACAAGGUAGAUCUACAAAAUCUUUUGUCUCUUUUGUUGUUCAUUCCUUGUGUCCUUGCAUUUAUAAUACAAGGCAAUGGUAUAUAAACUAUGUGCCGGGACCUUCUUGAGGAAGCAUAGGAGGA